AAUUUCCGACGCUCGUGAACGCAGCACUGCGCUCAGUUUCCUGUUUGCUCAGACUCGACUCCACCGAGCUCCGCCGCUGCGCUGUUGUCGCUUUUUGGGGCUGGAUGUGAGCGUAGAGCCGUGUGAAGUGAGCGUCCGCCCUUCCUGGGAUAAGAAACUGACGUAAAGAAGCCGGAGCCGAAGAUUACAUUCCAAAUUGAAGCUCAAAUAUUCUGAAUUUACUCCAAACGGUCUCGUCUUUUGCUCCCCGGUGGCGUUUAAAGCCGGUUGGGAAAAAAAUCAUCCACCGAGUAGAAGACAAGAACACUGCGUGAGCCUCUGUUUUGCUCUUGCAGACAUGGCUGAUCUGCUGGACCUGCUGCUGCGGGUGGCUGAGAAGGCUGCAAAUGUGGCCCGGGUCUGCCGGCAGGAAGCCCCUCUCUUCCAGCUCCUCGUGCAGGAGAAGACCGGAGCGGAUAAGAACAAGAAGUUUGUGCAGGAUUUUAAGACGCUGGCCGACGUGGUGAUCCAGGAGAUGAUCAGACACGACGUGGGCGCUCAGUUUCCCGAAAUAGCAGCUUUUAUUAAAGGAGAAGAGUCCAACAAGUUUGAAAAUGGGCUUGGAGAAAGUGUGACGGUCACAGUUUGCGGCACAGAGGAGGAGACAGCAACGCUCCUGGCCACGGUGCUGGACGGUGACCACACAGCAGCGUCUCUGCUGGCCAAAGCCAUCCACCAGGACCCACACACCAUAGAAUCCAGCAUAGAUGGACCCACGGUACCUCUCAAUCCCUCUGAGCUCGGCAUUUGGAUUGACCCUAUAGAUGCCACGAGUCAAUACAUUGAGGGCCGUGAGGAGGUGCUGGAGGAGAACCACUUGUCCCCUUCAGGCCUGCACUGUGCUCUGGUUCUGAUCGGAGUUUACGUCCGGAGCACAGGCCAGCCUGUGAUGGGGGUCAUCAACCAGCCGUUUCACCACAAAGACCCAGCCGGUGGAGGCUGGAGAGGAAAACAUUAUUGGGGCGUUUCCUAUGGCAACAUCCACGUCUGCUCAGAGUCGCCCCCUAAAGGCCCAACAGAGGCUGAGCGGGGGCUUUCUGUGGUGCUGAGCUCCAGUGAGAAGACGGUGGUGAAGGAAGCUCUGACCUCGCUGUGCGGCCCCGACAGGCUGAUGUACGCGUCGGGCGCCGGUUACAAGAUCCUGUGUGUGAUUCAGGGCCUGGCCGACGCUUACGUCCUGUCAGAGGGAAGCACGUUCAAGUGGGACUCCUGCGCGCCUCACGCGCUGCUCCGGGCCAUCGGAGGCGGCGUGGUGGACUUGAGUUUGACUUCUAACUGUGGAGCGCAGGAUCAAAAGACGGAACUGACCUACCACCAGCCCAACGCCGACUGCACGGGAGCGGACCUCUGGGCUAACCGUGGCGGUCUGGUGGCGUAUCGAGACUCUUCUCAACUCCAGAGAAUCAUCCAGGCUCUUAAAGACAAACUGUAGCUGACAGAAAUACAUCAAACCGGAAGCAGCAGUGAAAUAUUUUAGUCAUACGUGUUCUAUUUUAUCAGAUUUUCAUGCAAGUGUAGAUGUUGCAGGAUUUAUGUCAUGUUGCAAUAAUCCUUUUAGGCUAAAAAAUGUUUAUUUUUCAAUCUUAUAAAUAGAUUUAUUUAAAACUUGAAAGCAUUUAUCACAGAAACAUAUUUAGCGUCUUGAUGAUUAAAAAUCAAGAACAGAAACUUGUUGCAUUUAAGCUGACACCAGCAAAACCAGUUUAUUAUUUUAAAACCUCCCUUGAAAUUCCAAAUCAUCUUCAAGUGAAUGAACUGAAACUUCACAUCUUCACAGCGUGUGAGGCGAGCAUCAUCUGGUCUUUGAUCUAGCUUGAGGUGAUGCUGAGAAACACUGAAAGUAUCCCAAAGCAUCUAUUUCAAAAUGUGGUCUAGAGACACUCACACAGUGAGAGAUGUGUGUGAAUCAUCUUAUCAGAAGAAGAAGAAGAGCAGCCUGUCCUUUUUGUGAAAUGGCCGAAACAGUUAAAGUCAGGAGUUAUAAGAACAUUUGUGGUUUUAGCCACAUGCAGUGUUGGGUCAGGUUGAAUGAUGGGAUGUCUGCAGGCAGCAUUUUAGUAAUGUGUGAUCAAACAAUCACGGAAAGAGUUUAAAUAUAUACAGAAAAUACAAUUAGGAAACUUAUUUUUAAGUAGGUGAAGUGAAAUUUAAAACUGACAGCACUUAAGUCACUUCUAUAUCUCCUUGUUGAUUGAUGUUAUUUUUUUUUCUUCUUUUUAUGCGCUAUACGUUUGCAUAUUCUGUUUAAACACUGAGGAUUAAAAUGUUUUUUUCAAACUGG
Messenger RNA from Oryzias melastigma (Indian medaka), 2320 nucleotides. It is a transcript of the gene inpp1, whose product is annotated as inositol polyphosphate-1-phosphatase. Gene Ontology annotation, biological process: phosphatidylinositol phosphate biosynthetic process. The record is from RefSeq and is a predicted model, not a curated record. The coding region runs from base 338 to 1471 and encodes 377 amino acids. NCBI's taxonomy places the organism in Eukaryota, Metazoa, Chordata, Actinopteri, Beloniformes, Adrianichthyidae. The transcript is spliced from 6 exons. Gene Ontology annotation, molecular function: inositol-1,4-bisphosphate 1-phosphatase activity.